Austrofundulus limnaeus is the source of this 1183-nucleotide messenger RNA. Its product is annotated as poly [ADP-ribose] polymerase 1. Gene Ontology annotation, molecular function: NAD+ poly-ADP-ribosyltransferase activity. Lineage: Eukaryota; Metazoa; Chordata; Actinopteri; Cyprinodontiformes; Rivulidae. Gene Ontology annotation, cellular component: nucleolus. The record is from RefSeq and is a predicted model, not a curated record. Gene Ontology annotation, biological process: protein poly-ADP-ribosylation; double-strand break repair.
ACUGGUUACAUGUUCGGUAAAGGUGUUUACUUUGCGGACAUGGUGUCCAAGAGUGCAAACUACUGUCACACCUCCCAGUCGGACCCUGUUGGCCUCAUACUGCUGGCAGAAGUCGCUCUGGGCAACAUGCAUGAAUUGAAGAAGGCCUCCCACAUUACAAAGUUACCAAAAGGCAAACACAGUGUUAAAGGUUUGGGUCGAACCGCUCCUGACCCAAAUGCUACCACCAGUUUGAACGGGGUGCAAGUGCCUCUGGGGAAAGGAGUCCACACGAACAUCGACGACACAAGUCUACUGUACAACGAGUACAUCGUAUAUGACGUGGCACAGAUAAACCUGAAGUAUCUCUUGAAGAUCAAGUUUAAUUACCAGACAUCCUUGUGGUGAAAACUYGUUUAAAGAAAGGAAAAAGACCACCGCUGCAAAUGCCUGGGCUUCGUUCUCCACAACACCGCAACGUCACUGUAACGUUACUGUAACGAUUAUUUGAAGUCAUCGGUCACUUUACGACUUCUUCAUCAAGCUAGKAUUACUUCAGGUGUGUAAAGAUGCUCAAAGCACUGGAAAAUAGCUUAAUAGUAGCUGAAGCAUAGGAUAUUAAGAAGUACUGGGAAAAUCUGGUGAUGAAGCUCAACUAUCCAGUGUGUUGUGUUUAAAAAAGACUUCAUUGUUGUCUAAUAAACCUUUAGUUCAGUGCUGUUCAAUYCUGGUCCUGAAGGUUCACYAUCCUGCAUGUUUUAGAGGUUUCUCAGCUGCAACACCUGAUUUCAAUAAAUAGGUGAUUAACAGCCCUGAAGAGGCAACUUGGGUGUCUUGGAGCAGAGAAACGUUAAAAAUGUAGAAUAGUGACCCUCGAGUACCAGAAUUAGACAUCUCAGCUUUAGUUGAUUCGUUGAGUAUUACUUUACAACCAGCUMAUCUGAGCUAAAUUAGUUUUCUGACGUUCAACUUCCCGUGUUCAGAUUUUUUAAGGGUUUCUCCUUGAAGUAGGCAAGGUGUUUUGAAGAUCCUGUAAAAGAGUUGACAUGUAUAUAUUUUUGUUGUGUCAAGCUGUGUUCCUUGCUGAAGUUUAAAAAUAAAACUGUUCAUCCAAAGGUCUUUUGCAAAAAUGGCAAUAGUGAUUUUUUUUCUUAGUCUUCCUCUUGUUACCUAAAUCAAAAAUAAAUAACUUCCUGUAAUUUUU